AUGAAGAUUCCAGCACUGCUCGUAACGUGCCUGUACUUUUGGGGGCUCGCUUCAGCCGGCUCGAGUUCCUCCGUGCUCGAGCUAGCGAGGAGCAGAGCGUCGGCCACCGCGUCCACCGCCGUCACCGCUAGAUCCGGGCUGCGUGCCGGCCAGGUGGCCGUGGCCUCGCAGAAAGAUGCCACGCUUCAGGCAGAGGGUGCGGCGGCGGCGGCGGCCGCGGCACGCGGUUCCGCCGAUCAGACGGCCAGCUUGACCGAGGAAUCGGCGACUCAGCAGUCGAAGGCCGCAGCGAAAGCGAAGGCAUCCGAGGAAGCGGCAGCGGCCACAGCCAACGCCGAACUGGAGGCAGAGUCGAUCGCUGCAUCGGCCAGUUCCGCAGCCAGAGAGGCUGCUGCCUCCGCGAAGGCCUCCGCAUCCGCGGUGGCAUCGGCUGCCGUGCAAGCGAGGCUCGCCGAGAAGACAGCCAAGGCUCAAGCCACAGCCUCGGCAGAAGCGAGUGCCAAGGCCGAAGCCGCUGCCAGCGCGGCGGAAGCAGCCAGCGCCGCCGCCAAGGCAGCCCUGGUGGCCGAGGGACAAGCGGAAGAAGCGAUCGCCAGGGCAGCCGCGGCCAAAGCAGCUGCCAGGGCUGCGGCAGCCGCGUUGGCCAGCUCGAAGGAAGCCGCCGCGAUUAACGCGAGAAGCGCCGCCGAGGCUGCGGCCAGGAACGAGGUCGCUGUAUUAAUCGCCGAGCUGGACAAGAAGAGCAGAGAAAUCGACGCCUCCCUCUCGGCCACGGCACGCGCCGCUGCCAAGGCUAGCUCCAGGAACUCCGAGACGGCUGUGGUCGGGGCUAACAUCAAUUUGCCCACGGGGGUCAUAGUGGAGCCAGGCCCGAAACCGAUCCCGCUACCGCUGCCGAAACCGAAACCGAUCCCACUACCGCUGCCGAAACCACAACCGAAACCGUUGCCAUCCUCGGGGGCUGAGUCGAGCGUAGAGAUCAACGCGCAUGCCAGCGAGGAGGCAGAGAGUCGCGUGUCAAUAGAAGCAAGCGAGAAACGAUCAGAUUGA
Heterotrigona itama is the source of this 1050-nucleotide messenger RNA. NCBI's taxonomy places the organism in Eukaryota, Metazoa, Arthropoda, Insecta, Hymenoptera, Apidae. The record is from the annotation of a GenBank genome assembly.